AUGAUUUGGAAAGUUGCUAUUUUCUUCUGCGUGGCUAUCAUCUUCGAUGUACCUCAGAAAUCAGAGGCAGAUCAAAGUCUGUUUUUCCCAUUUGGAUUGAAUGAAGGGGAUGAAUUCCUACCCGCCAACGAUGACGGUUCCACAGAAGAGCUACCAAUUUCCGUCGCCUUUCCUUUCUUCGAUCACGACCACACCAGUCUUUUUGUCAACAAUAACGGUGUCAUCUCGUUCUUGGCGGGAGUUAGUCAAUAUACCUCCGUACCGUUUCCACUCGCUGAUGGCCGACGACUUUUGACCCCAUUCUGGGCUGAUAUCGACACGCGUAAUGGCGGGACUCUAUCCUAUCGACAGGUCUUACGAUUCGCCCAAAACGACGGCAUGUUCCUCGAAGCCGAUGGAAUUAUACGAGCAUCAUUUGUUGAAAUGAGAGACUUUAUGUCGUCAUGGAUGUACAUCGCGACCUGGGACAGAGUGGCUUUCUUCGGUGCUUCUGAUACCUCCAUCAGAAAUUCCUUUCAAGCUGUGAUGGUGACGGAUGGUCGCUAUUCCUUCGCCAUCUUUAAUUACGGUGAUAUCAACUGGACAACGGGAACUGCCAGUGGUGGUGAUAGUGGUACUGGUCUUGGUGGAACCCCCGCUCAGGUUGGAUUCAACGCUGGUGACGGAGUGACCUCUUAUAGUGUCCCUGGAUCUCAGACAGCGGUCGUCGUCGAUAUCGAAACGACAUCGAACAUCGGUGUACCCGGAAGAUGGGUGUUUAGAACGGACAACUCAAACAUUGAAGGACUAGAAUGUACCACCUCUGGUGCAAUUUCCCUGUUCCCAUUGGUCGGUUCAAUGCUUGGUGGAACUCAGGUUCUUAUCAACGGACCAUGCUUCAAUUCAACCAACCUGAUUAUCUGUGACUUCGACGGAAUCGAGACUUCUGGAAGGCUUCUGGAAGACGAGAUCGCCCUGUGCGUUUCGCCGACUUUCUAUAAAGUUGGACGGAUUCCCCUGCGCGUGUCUCUAGACGAUGGAGUCACGUUCGAUUUUACAGGAUUUUUCACAAUUAUCAGUGUCGAGGACGUUCCUGACAAUGUAUUUUCCUCGGUAACGGAAAGCCGCCAAAGAGAGUCCAACUUCGAGAUCACAUGGAACACAGAUGCCCUCGAAAGCGUGGACGAGGUUGAUAUCGUUGUCUACGGCUACCAAGAAGACAAUGACGUGGAGUUUAGUGGACCUCUGAUCAUAGUGGCACAACGUAUUAACUACCAUCUCGGUCACUACAGCGUUUCAGGGUUACCUGCCAUUGAGAUCCAUUUCGACGUCGGUGUUAUUGGCGUCCUGGAAUCUGGAGGUCAAGCGGAGGAUUCUACACAUGCUGCCCUCUGGAGCAAGGUCCAUGUUCUACAGUGGCACAACGGCGAUGACGUAACAUUUUGGUGCAAUGAUUGGAUUGGAAAAGAAAUUCGGUCUGAUCUUUCCUUUCUGUCCGUCACACACCCGUGCCCAUGUACACUUGAGCAGGCCCAGAUCGACAUAGGGAGAUUUAGUCCGCAUCCGCUGUGUGAUAUUGACAUCUUGUCGCCUAGCAACUGCAUCCAUAAACCUGGGGCGAUACACUGUGUACGAGCAGACACACCGAGCUCACUAGGAGGGGGACAAGAGUGCUGCUAUGGUUUUGAUGGAAUGAUCAUCAAUGUCUUUGAUAGUCUGGGAGGGGGCUACAGUCAUCGAUACCACCAUGGUGGCGUCACCCCAUAUGGAGAACCUAAGAAGUCCAAAAUAUUGCUGGACUGCCUCUACCCCGUUUUCCAGCAGAGACCGAGCAGGCUACAGAUCGGUCGGUCGCCGGUCUGA
Strongylocentrotus purpuratus (purple sea urchin) is the source of this 1842-nucleotide messenger RNA. Its product is annotated as protein mesh-like. Gene Ontology annotation, biological process: cell-matrix adhesion. The coding region runs from base 1 to 1842 and encodes 613 amino acids. The transcript is spliced from 10 exons. The record is from RefSeq and is a predicted model, not a curated record. Lineage: Eukaryota; Metazoa; Echinodermata; Echinoidea; Camarodonta; Strongylocentrotidae.